Molecule: messenger RNA, 495 nt
Organism: Penicillium digitatum Pd1
Lineage: Eukaryota; Fungi; Ascomycota; Eurotiomycetes; Eurotiales; Aspergillaceae
Source: RefSeq, a predicted model, not a curated record
AUGGACCCCACGGGCUGGUUCUCACACUACAAGAAUUGUGUUCAGCACUUUGUCGACAUUAGCCAGCACACAUCUCAAGUGCAGUCUAUUGCCGCGUUCAUCAAUAUUCGACUCCCCUGCCAGCGACCUUCUGAGUCUAGCGCGCCGAUGUCUGAAUCCCGACCAUCAUCCUUUGUUUCACUACGUCCAUACAUUAGACGAUUGAUUGUCACGGCACAGGACUCGCCGACUGUCAUUCAAGGCUUCUUCGGUGGGGAUUGGGAGGCCGGCGUGGGCUGUAUCUACAAACAAGAGCGGGUGAACUAUCUGUUCACAGCUAAGAGCAGUGGGUGGGUAUCCACCAAGGCCGCCUACGACAUUUCGCCCGAUGAAGAGACACCCUUCUUGAGGCCCCUGCGUGACCCCUCGGAGGAUGAGAUUCGAGUAGCCGAGGCGCGGUGGAGCGAGUGGCUGGCAAUGGAAGAUUGGAUGGUCGGAGCGCGCAGUCCCUGGUAG